Messenger RNA from Lithohypha guttulata, 1098 nucleotides. RefSeq lists its product as uncharacterized. The coding region runs from base 1 to 1098 and encodes 365 amino acids. NCBI's taxonomy places the organism in Eukaryota, Fungi, Ascomycota, Eurotiomycetes, Chaetothyriales, Trichomeriaceae. The transcript has a single exon. The record is from RefSeq and is a predicted model, not a curated record.
AUGGAUGCUGACCGAGGCCUUGUCGAAGCGAACCAACAAUAUCGGGAAGUGUCCAAGAUCGACACGGCAGUCACUGAGAUGAAAUGCUAUGGUCUAAAUUGUUCAGAUGUGAUAGACGACUACAACAGGGAUAGGAGGAGGAUAUGUUUGUGGUGCUCGAAAGGCCUGGCUCGACAAUUUGGAGGCGAAGACAGACUACGUUGGGAAGAGAAGCAGGUAGAGAUUCGUGCCGCGAGAGCUGCAGUCCGCUCUGCCGACAUAGCUGAGUACCACAGGAACCGCUUCCGCGCCUUCACAAUGUCAAGACGUGAGAUGCGUGGCACUACUCAAUGCGUCUUACUCACUGGAAGAGACGGGCCAGAACAUGAUCAACCGAUAUUUGUGCGACAUUUGGAUGCUACCAAUUACCGCAAAUUCCUACCCGACCAUGUUGCCCCGAGUCCUGACGAUGUCUAUCGAAGCAAAAAUGGUAGAUGGAGGUAUUCUACGGCGAUGAUGAAAUCCAUCAAUACAUGGAAACUAGGAAAAGGUCUCGAACCACCAGUAGGAGUCAAGCCGGAAGAUCUGUUCGCAUCCACUGCAGAAGGUGCUCUUACCUUAGCGCGACCGAACAAAGCCUUCCUGGAGGCUCCUCGUCACCCUACAAAGGCAUCAUGCCAGCUCGAACGAACACUCUUCGACAUCAGUGCCCAGUGCUACCAAGCAAGUAUAAUGUCUAUUGAGGAACACUCUAAUGUGCAGCGGAGAGUAUACCAAUGGCCAAAAAAGACACUACUUAAGCGACUGCUACUUGACAUACAAGAAGACUUGAAAGCUUGGGAAUGCGGCUUGGAUAACGGUCUGGCUUCCAGAGAACCGCUCUGGUUCUCGUACCUGCUCAUCAAAUCAAGAGCGGAGAUCAAGAGUGAGGACGGAUCCUAUAGGGCCGUCGGCCCACCGGCAGACAACGAUGAGGUCUCCGAGGAAGACGACGACAGCACACCUACCGAUACUACAGUACCUGAAACAAACACCACACACACAUGCCCCAAGCAAGAUCGACCAGAAGAGUACGAACACCUACCGGCGUUCUAUCAUAUGGGUGAAGAUCCUCUCUAG